Coregonus clupeaformis (lake whitefish) is the source of this 1513-nucleotide messenger RNA. RefSeq names its product afadin- and alpha-actinin-binding protein. Lineage: Eukaryota; Metazoa; Chordata; Actinopteri; Salmoniformes; Salmonidae. The record is from RefSeq and is a predicted model, not a curated record. The transcript is spliced from 10 exons. The coding region runs from base 191 to 1195 and encodes 334 amino acids.
ACUGUCUGAGCGAGACCAGCACGUUGCCAGACUACAGGAUGCACUGAGGCGAGAGAGGGAGAAGGGUUCCAGCCUGCAGUCUCGGUGUAGCCAGCAGGGGUCAGAGUUGAGGCGUAAAGAGCAGCACAGCGCCAGACUGAAGGAGAGACUAAGCCAACUCCCAGAGAGACACAGAGAGAGAGGCGCCUCCAUGGAACUGUUGAACCCAGUGCCCAGAGGCCAGGUGAAGAGCGACCGACCAGCCAGGACCAACGGAAGGAAGGAGGAGACGGCGCUACGUGUGAUGCUGGAGCGGCGAGAGGCGGAGUUAAGGGAGGCCAUGAAGCUCCGACACAAACUCACCACUCUACUGCACACGCUCAGAGCAGACAUGGAACGGACCUUAUUGGACACUGUAGGUGACCAGGAAGAGGACCCUAACGACGACAAGAUGCUGGUCCAAUCAGAGGAGUCCCUGGGCGACCAUGUGACAGGGGGUGUGGUCCAUGGAUGGAAGGGUGUGCAGAGGAGACUAGGGAACCUUCUGAGUCAGGGUCACGUGGCUGUGGGGACUGACCAGGAUAAGCUCUUGGCUCAGCUAGAGACAGAGUUGGAUCAGAGUCAACAGCUGGUCAAACUGCAGCAGCAUCUACUACAGGACAGUGUGAUCACUCCGGUCCCGGCCGCUCUGACAGACUGCUACUUCCUGGAAGAGUGGGAGCGGCUUCAGGACCGCUGGGCGGAGCUAGAACUCCAGAAGCGGAGCUUCCAGAGGGAGAGACGGGCCUUCACCGACGCCGCCAUCCGAUUGGGCCACGAGAGGUGUGAGUUUGAGCAGCAGAGGGCCUGUGUGGUGAAGCAGCAGUAUCUGUUUGACUGUCCGUUGUGGAAGACGUUGCAGCGUCACAACAGCAGAGAGAGCACCGUCCUCAAUCUCUCAGGUUCUGAUCACAUGAUCCUGUCCGGCUGCCGCCCGGCCACGCCCUCCUCUGCCGAGUCUGGGUUCAUGCCCUGGUUAGGGUCAUCGGGGUCUCGGCAGGGCCACGGCAGGGUCAAAGUUCACACCCCCAGCACCCCAGAGCUCUACUCUGCCCUCCAACUGCCCUACAGCUGCAGGUCCAGUGAGAGUGAUGCCCAGUCAGAGUGCUUGGAUGUGGGGGCAGAGAGGCUCCAGUUUGCCCCCCCUGGUCCUCGCCUGGACUGGUCAUUUCAGUAGGAUGGCUGUUUAUGUAGUUUCCAUUGUAUGUCUUAUAAUAUUGUCCCUUUGUCGUUUCCAUUGAUUUAUAUAUUCGUUUUUCAAUGUGAUUAAUAAAGAUGAAUAGUUUGACACAUUCAUUCUCUACUAAUGAUUCGAUGAGCCAGGAUAAAUGUUACUAACUUAUUGGUGGUAGUAUUGAACAGCAAGGAAGUCGAAGCAGUUAUGAAUUUUAAAGAGGUGUGAUAUUUUAAUACAAUAGGCUAUUAUCGAACAGCGUCCUAUAACUCAGAAUUAUAAUCUAAAUCCUAUCAAUUUAGACCCUAGAAUAGAUCAACU